Messenger RNA from Enterobius vermicularis (human pinworm), 2271 nucleotides. The record is from the annotation of a GenBank genome assembly. Lineage: Eukaryota; Metazoa; Nematoda; Chromadorea; Rhabditida; Oxyuridae.
AUGCCGUUUACGGCUGCAGAGUUGCCAAAAUUCACCACUCAUCCAGCAAAGUUUAUUCCAACCGUUUUUGGCGGUCAUGUACUCGUCUACGAAAGCCGUUCACAUCCUGGUCAUCGGCGUGAGUUUGCCUUCAAAACACGAUUUACAAACCAGUCUGGUGUCAGCUCAUGCUACUACAGAUGUAUGUCAUGUCGUUCUAUGAAAAGCAAAGUACCGCUUGGCCCGGACGGUAAACCUCCGCAAAUUCCCUGUAUUGCAGUCAAAAAUGGAUUCAUUGUUAAUGAUCCAGAUUUUCCGGAAGCCAAUGACCACUUCUGUAUCCCACCAACGAUCGAAGAAUCUAAACAGCGAGAAGCUAACGGAUUUGCUAAAGCAAUUGUUAAGGGUCGCCCAAGACAGCGUACAAGAACCGGGAAGCCUGCGCUGAAACGUCAAACAUUUUUUGGUCAAGUUCAACCGGCGCAACAGCUGAAAAACGUCUUCAGGAGCGAGAAAACUGACAAUAUUUUUGAUAUUUCAGCUUUCAAUAUCAAUGAAUCACUCAUUGCUGCAUCGUCAUCUACACUGGUUGAUCCGGCAAGUGAAGUGCUGAAUCGCGCAUUGCAGAUGAAUUUUUUGCAGCGUGCGCAUAAUGAAAUGUUGGUUGCUGAAGUAAAGUCUGAAGAGGAUGACAGUGAUGGGACAGAAAAAGCAAAUAACCUUUUAGCAUCUUUAAUUAGUUCUGAACCAGCGUUACGUAGUGGUAUAACGGUUUCGCAGAAGAAUUCCAAUGUUGAAUUGUCGGAUAAUAACGUCGAGGACACCGACGAUUGCUGUUCAGAGUAUCAGACCAUUCCGAAUGCGUCAAUGCUUAAUUCGCUGCAUCCUCCAAGUACUGUCUCUUCGUCAUCCAGUCUUGAUUCUAGUGCGAUUAUGCCAGCUAGCCGAAAACGUCGGGCAGCUUCUGAAAAGCAAGAUUUUGACUGUCUUGUAGAUGAGUAUAUUGACCGGUAUGUGAUCAAUAACUGGGAUUUACCUGAAAAUAAUAUGGCUGGGAACUCGAGAAGUGCUACGGAAUUAACAUGCUGCUUGAUUUUGUCGUUGGCAAGAAAGAUAGCUUCAGCGGAUGCUUCGAUGAAAAAAGGCAAAUGGAGCAGAAGGGAAUUUAUGAGUGAGGAAGUUUUUGGGAAGACGCUUGCUGUUAUCGGACUUGGACGAAUUGGAAUGGGAGUUGCUUCCAGGAUGCAGGCUUUUGGGAUGAGAGUUGUUGGUUAUGAUCCCGUUGUUGAUACUGAGGCUGCUGCAAAAGGCGGUGUACAGUGGCUUCCUCUAGAAAAAAUAUGGCCAGUUGCUGAUUAUAUUACCCUGCAUGUGCCAUUAAUACCACAGACCAAAGAUCUAAUAUCAAUGAAGACGUUGAAAAUGUGUAAAAAGGGUGUGAAAGUGAUUAACGUGGCUAGAGGAGGUAUUGUCAAUGAGCAGGAAUUGGUGGAUGCCCUGAACGACGGGCUCGUCAGUGGAGCAGCUAUUGACGUCUUCGUGCAAGAGCCCCCAACGUACAGAGAAAUUGUCGAACAUCCCAAGGUAAUUUGCACGCCCCAUUUGGGUGCAAGCACUGUCGAGGCUCAACGUCAAGUUGGUAGGGAGGUUGCAGAAAACAUUAUUGCAAUUAACAAUGGGCUUGGCUUUCCAGGAGUUCUGAAUGCUCCUAUGUUAAAUGCUGUGUCCAGCAAAACAGUGGCGGUUUGGGUUCGUGCUAUCAGCGUUUUGGCUCGUGUUGCCUCAACAGUGUCAACUGAAAGCAGCAAAAUGACUGUAAAAUAUCCAGCUGACGGACUUUUAUCAGACGUUGUUGGACUGGAAAAAACACUAAGUGCAGCGGCGGCGAUUGGUAUUUUGCAUGCGAAAGGAAUUUCAAAUGUUAAUUUGAUUAACGUAGAGUUGAUUGCUCGAAAUGAAGGAAUACAGGUCGCUGUAGAACCGCAUGAAGAGCAACUAUUCACUGUUUAUACAGAAACUCAAAGUGUCACAGGCUAUGGUACUCAGCAAGGUACUUUUAUAACAGCGUUCGGUGAGUUCAAGGUACCAGUAACAUUAUUAGCUGUUGGGACGAUGGUUGUAAAUUUGAAAGAAAACUCAUCUAUUGCUCAUAUAUGCGAAUCAGCAAAGGCUAAACUCUGUAUGGAAUUUGGUAUGAUUGGCGGCGGCCACAUUGCUACACUUUCAUCACUUACUGUUGAAGAACGUGAACUCUUUGAAAAAGCCUGUUGUUUUGUUAUAAAGUUUAGUUAA